Molecule: messenger RNA, 420 nt
Organism: Apaloderma vittatum (bar-tailed trogon)
Lineage: Eukaryota; Metazoa; Chordata; Aves; Trogoniformes; Trogonidae
Product: neural cell adhesion molecule L1-like protein
Exons: 3
Source: RefSeq, a predicted model, not a curated record
UUACGCAGCUUCCAACAAUCACGGAGCAGUCUCACACCCAGGUUGCCUACCCUUUCGAUGAGGACUUUACAAUUAAAUGUGAAGCCAAAGGAAACCCACAGCCCACCUUUAACUGGACUAAGGAUGGAAAACCGUUUGAUUUAUUAUCUGACCCGAGGAUAGUUGCGUCAAACAACUCCGGAACAUUUGUGAUUCAAAACCGUGGAAUCAUCACCAAUUUUCAAGGGAAAUAUCGCUGCUUUGCAUCCAACGGGCUGGGAACUGCCAUGUCGGAAGAAAUUGAGCUAAUUGUUCCAACUGUGCCAAAAUUCCCAAAAGAAAAAAUUGAGCCCCUUGAUGUGGAGCACGGCGAUUCUGUGAUUUUGCACUGUAACCCCCCGAAAGGCAUCCCGCCUUUGCAUAUCUAUUGGAUGAAUAUUG